AAAGGAGGAAACAUGGCGGAAAACAAAGGAGGCGGCGGCGGCGGGGAGGGGGCUGCCGAGGCCGGGCCGGGCGGCGGCGGCGGCCUGGAGCCCACGGCCGCGUCCCCCUCGGGUGCGGCGCCGCCCGCGCCCUCCGCAGCGCCUCUCGAGGAGCGGGAGAGCCCGGGCGCGGCGGCGGCGGCGGCGGCGGAGCGUGGUCUCGGGGAGGCCGAGGCCGAGGCGGGGCCCGGGGUGGUUCCGGGGCCGGGCCCCAGCCCGGUUCCCCCGCUGACGCCGGCGGCGCCGGGCCCUUUCUCGCUGCUGGACACCUGCGCCGUGUGCGCGCAGAGCCUGCAGAGCCGGCGCGAGGCUGAGCCCAAACUGCUGCCCUGCCUGCACUCCUUCUGCCGCCGCUGUCUGCCCGAGCCCGAGCGGCAGCUCAGCGUGCCCGUGCCCGGCGGCGCCAACGGCGACGUGCAGCAAGUUGGGGUAAUCAGAUGUCCGAUAUGCCGCCAAGAAUGCAGACAGAUAGAUCUGGUGGAUAACUACUUUGUGAAAGACACAUCAGAAACACCAAGCAGCUCUGAUGAGAAAUCAGAACAGGUGUGCACAAGCUGUGAAGAUAACGCUAGUGCUGUUGGGUUUUGUGUGGAGUGUGGGGAAUGGUUGUGCAAGACUUGCAUAGAAGCUCAUCAGCGAGUAAAAUUCACUAAAGAUCAUAUGAUCAGAAAAAAAGAGGAUGUAUCUUCAGAGGCCGUGGGAGCAUCUGGUCAACGUCCUGUUUUCUGUCCUGUCCACAAACAAGAGCAGUUAAAACUUUUCUGUGAAACAUGUGACAGGCUGACGUGCAGAGACUGUCAGUUACUGGAACACAAAGAACACAGGUACCAGUUUCUAGAAGAAGCUUUCCAGAACCAGAAGGGUGCAAUUGAGAACCUGUUGGCCAAACUUCUUGAGAAGAAGAAUUAUGUCAAUUUUGCAGCUACACAAGUUCAGAACAGGAUAAAAGAAGUAAAUGAAACUAACAAACGAGUAGAACAGGAAAUCAAAGUGGCUAUAUUCACCCUCAUCAAUGAGAUCAAUAAAAAGGGAAAAUCUCUCCUACAGCACCUUGAGAAUGUAACAAAGGAAAGGCAGAUGAAGUUAAUACAGCAACAAAAUGACAUCACUGGUCUUUCGCGACAAGUGAAGCAUGUGAUGAACUUUACUAAUUGGGCUAUUGCAAGUGGCAGCAGUACUGCUUUGCUGUACAGUAAACGGCUGAUAACAUUCCAGUUACGACAUAUUUUGAAGGCACGUUGUGAUCCUGUCCCAGCUGCCAACGGAGCAAUACGGUUUCAUUGUGACCCCACGUUUUGGGCAAAGAACGUCGUCAAUUUAGGUAACCUUGUUAUUGAAAAUAAACCAGCUCCUAGUUACACUCCUAAUGUAGUGGUUGGACAAGCUCCUCCAGGAACAAACCACAUCAACAAAGCUCCAGGACAAAUCAAUCUAGCACAGCUUCGACUUCAGCACAUGCAGCAACAGGUGUAUGCACAAAAGCAUCAGCAAUUGCAGCAGAUGAGGAUGGGACAGCCAUCUGGGUCAGUUCCCAGACAAACAAAUCCUCAAGUCUUACAGCAGCAGCCUCCCAGGUUGAUCAGCAUGCAGACCAUGCAGAGAGGUAACAUGAACUGUGGGGCUUUCCAAGCACAUCAGAUGAGAAUGGCUCAGAAUGCUGCUCGUAUACCAGGAAUACCACGCCACAAUGGACCACAAUACUCCAUGAUGCAACCUCACCUUCAAAGACAACAUUCUAACCCUGGGCAUGCGGGGCCUUUUCCAGUUGUUUCUGUGCACAACAACACUAUUAAUCCAACUAGUCCUACUACAGCAACAAUGGCAAGUGCAAACCGUGGCCCAACAAGUCCGUCUGUUACAGCAAUUGAACUCAUUCCUUCCGUAACAAACCCGGAGAAUUUACCUUCCCUGCCAGAUAUCCCACCCAUCCAGCUUGAAGAUGCUGGUUCAAGUAGUUUGGAUAACCUUUUAAGCAGAUAUAUCACAGGCAGCCAUCUACCCCCACAACCCACAAGUACCAUGAAUCCUUCCCCAGGACCUUCAGCUCUAUCUCCAGGGUCAUCAGGUUUAUCCAACUCCCACACUCCUGUGAGGCCACCCAGUACCUCCAGCACAGGUAGCAGAGGAAGUUGUGGCUCCUCAGGCAGAACUGCUGAGAAAACUAGUGUUAACUUCAAGUCUGACCAGGUGAAAGUCAAGCAAGAGCCGGGGACAGAGGAAGAGAUAUGCAGUUUCUCAGGAGCAGUAAAGCAGGAGAAAACGGAGGAUGGCCGAAGGAGUGCUUGCAUGCUUAGCAGUCCUGAGAGCAGCUUGACACCACCACUGUCCACUAACUUGCAUCUGGAAAGUGAAUUGGAAGCCUUAGGAAGUCUGGAAAAUCAUGUAAAAACUGAGCCAGGAGACUUGAGUGAAAGCUGCAAGCAGUCUGGGCAUGGCCUUCUCAAUGGAAAAUCCCCAAUGCGGAGUCUGAUGCACCGAUCAGCUAGAACAGGAGGAGAAGGCACUAACAAGGAUGAUGAUCCGAAUGAAGACUGGUGUGCUGUAUGCCAAAACGGAGGGGAUCUGUUAUGUUGUGAAAAGUGCCCCAAAGUGUUUCAUCUGACUUGUCAUGUUCCAACACUCCUCAGCUUUCCGAGUGGAGAUUGGAUAUGUACGUUCUGCAGAGAUCUAAGCAAACCAGAGGUAGAAUAUGAUUGCGACAACUUGCAACACAGCAAGAAGGGGAAAACAGCACAAGGCCUGAGUCCUGUGGACCAAAGGAAAUGUGAACGUCUCCUGCUUUACCUGUAUUGUCAUGAGCUGAGCAUUGAAUUUCAAGAGCCAGUCCCAGCCUCGAUACCAAACUACUACAAAAUUAUAAAGAAGCCGAUGGAUUUAUCUACAGUGAAAAAGAAACUGCAAAAGAAGCAUUCUCAGCAUUACCAGACUCCUGAGGACUUUGUGGCUGAUGUCCGGUUGAUCUUCAAGAACUGUGAAAGGUUUAAUGAAAUGAUGAAAGUUGUUCAAGUUUAUGCAGAAACACAAGAGAUUAAUUUGAAGGCUGAUUCAGAAGUAGCACAGGCAGGGAAGGCAGUUGCAUUAUACUUUGAAGAUAAACUUACAGAGAUCUACCCAGACAGGACCUUCCAGCCUUUGCCUGAAUUUGAGCAGGAAGAGGAUGAUGGUGAAAUAACUGAGGACUCCGAUGAAGAUUUUAUACAGCCACGUAGAAAACGCCUAAAAUCAGAUGAGAGACCAGUGCAUAUAAAGUAAUCUAAUUAUAUGGACCUUAAAUUUAUUGUAAAAACUGUUAUUUAAGUGUUCCUGGAAUAUUACCAUGCCUACGGUGGCCGUCUUGAAGAAGCUGAUAGCUUUUUAAACAGUAUUAGAGUACAAAAAACACUUGUACAGAAAGGUAUUCUCAUCAGAAGGGGAAAAACUGUAUUGUAAAUUUUUGAUGGGUAUUUUUUUGUUGAUUUUUUUCCCCUUGAUUAUUUACUAUUUCCUUUCUUUUCCCGAUGGAGGGGACACACUCAUCCUGGUCUCAGAUAGAGGUGGAUGAAUGUUGAAGAGAAGCAGAUUUGAAAAGAGAUGUUCCAUGUACAGAUGAGGCGGCUUAGUAAAAUGUUGUGCAGGACUGGACCAAUACAGUUGCUGUGUAUUACUUUCAUGCUGGACUAUCAUGUAAAUCUGUAAGCAGCUUUCCCCAAAUCCCCUCUUCGUGUGAACUUAAGUGCGUGUUGGGUCAUUGCUUCCAUCAUCUCAUUUAAAUGCUAUUGUGAAUAACUGAUCUUCCGUGUUGAUCCAGGUACCUAAAUUUGACUUUCUUUACUACAUUUUAUGUACAGCAAAAGGAAAAAAAAAAAACAAACCAACAUCAUUAAACUGUUCUGAAUUGGCGACUGUAGGAGUGUGAGUUCUUGACAGGUUGAGACUGAACUGACUGCAGCGAUUGCUUUUCAGUAGGGUUAGGGGUGUUUGUUACAAAUCCUGUACUCAUGGCACAAACCCUCGAGUUACAUCAUCUGUCCCUGGUCCCCCUCAUGAGGCAGAAUGUUAUCUUCAGCAUUUGUUAUCUCAUUUUCUGUACUUGAAGAGGUAAUAACUGGUUGGGGUGUUUUUCCAGUCUUCCUAAAUAUCAGUUUCUAAUAGACUGCUCGGCAAACAAUAAUCUGUUAACUACCAAAUGUGUAAAAUUUCCUGUAUUCACUUUGUCUUACUUGUAAAUAGUAAACUGAGAUUUCUUGCAGAUCAGCAACAUUUGCUGACCUGUUUUUAAGCUAAUAUGUAUUCUUAUGAAUUGUUCCUAUCAAGAAAAGAUUUGUAAUAUAUGCUGUCUAUUUCUAACAUUGCAUUCAUUUUGAGAUUAUAUCUUACUUUUAUUAAGAGUACUACUCAGAACUUUCUUCAGAAGCAGCUUGUGAGUGAAAUGGUCUGGAAAGAUUGGAAUAAACUUGUUGAGACUGGGUUGCUUGCACAGGCCAGGACUUGGCAUUGAAUGGUUUCUGGUCAAAUACUGAAAAGAGGUCAACUUCUCAAUUCCACUUGUGCAGUGCCUGCCCAUUGCACGCCGUGUUCAUUCUAGCAUUUCAGGUUAGAAAUGAGGUCAUCCCAAAGUAAUUACAGUUUGAACAGUCACUUUGCUAACACAGAAAAUCAAUACCAGAACUGAGGAAUGUAAUUUCUGGCCUUAGUAUAGAUCUUGUUAAAAGUUAAAAUGAAGAUAUUCUGUAGUCAGAUGAGGUCAAGGUGACAGACUAUAAAUUCACCAUAAGAUUUUGUGUGAAUACAGCAUUUCUGUGGUAAAUCACUGGGCUUAUCAUAGACUAAGCAUGGGCAGCUCCUGUGACUGUUCAUUGUACGUACUUUAUUAUAGCAAUGGUAAAGAUCAGCAUUUCUAGCACAGCGUAUCAGGUUGAGAUACGUUCUCAGAAAUGCUUAUGCAAAUCAAUUGAGAUUUGAUUUCUUUUUAUCGUGGCCAAGUAGGCGUGCAUUGUGACUGUACCUCCCACCGUAAGCAAGGAGACUGAAGGUAUUUGUAGCUUGGAGCUCACGUCUUUGGAUUCUAUGAACAGUACCACUGAGACAAACUGAUUUUUGUCCAUUUUUUUCAGACGUUCCUAUAGUGUCAGCUUCAAUCUAGUUUUUACCAGUUUGUAUGCAAAAGGAAAAGUUAUCCUCCUCAAAUGUGUAUUAUAUCGACAUACAGCCCAUAGCAGAGGAUGAGAUGUGUGAAUAGGACACCGAUGGUAACAAGGCAUCGUUCAUGGCUAUGUGUAUUGCCUAUUUAUGCGUUUCUAGUUUCUCAUUUUCAUUUUGCAAAAGAAUAUUAUUAAAACUAUAAUGAAAAUAA
This is a messenger RNA of Gallus gallus (chicken), 5371 nucleotides long. It is a transcript of the gene TRIM33, whose product is annotated as tripartite motif containing 33. The coding region runs from base 13 to 3291 and encodes 1092 amino acids. NCBI's taxonomy places the organism in Eukaryota, Metazoa, Chordata, Aves, Galliformes, Phasianidae. The transcript is spliced from 20 exons. The record is from RefSeq and is marked inferred. Gene Ontology annotation, molecular function: protein binding; zinc ion binding.